AUGUGGCCAACGACGACAAAUUCGAAAAUAUCUCAGAACGUGGGGCCGUCGUCACCACCGGAGACACCCAGGACCGCCUCGCCCGUUUUCGGCCGCAAGAGCAGUCCCCGGCCUGGGGAACGGCCGCCACAGAUUCAUCCGCGUCCAAUGGCGCCGCCACUGUCGACCCGACAGGCGGUCAACGGACUCAACUUCGGCCACUCCGCUGCGAUUCGCCCCGAACAACUCUCCCCCCGCUCCACUAGCUCAUCGUCCGCCCCGUCGUCAGAUUCGUCAGACUCAGAGGCUUCGGAACCUCGAAAUGCGGCCAUCCCCUCGCCUUCGGCGGCUACAGAGCGGCGACCUGCGCCGGCCCCACUCGCGCCGGAGGCAAGGAUAGGCCGCAUUGUGACACAGGCCGAGUUUACCGAGUUUGUCGUUGAGGAGCUGAGCGACUUUGGCGACAGCGACGACGAGCGGCCUGGAGUGGUCCGGCCCUGCGCCAUUGAGUACGCCGAGUCGGACCGAAGCCGCUCUACGUCGCGGACCCGACCAGAGAUUGACCAAAGAAUGAUGUUCAACCUCGGAAACCUCAACUGCAGCGACUCUGACGAGACAGACCUGGACGAGCACGAAUACCAGGAAUUCCUGAUCCAGCGGCGUACAGCAGCACGACACAAACGAAUGACAUCGGGCAGCAUCGGCAAGCGGACCAUCAGUGAAAGCAUUGGCAGCGAUACGGACCGUGAGGAUAUCCGGUCAUUCCUAGGCGCCGAGGAGGCCGGCUCCAGCGCACGCCGCCUACGCCGAAGAGUCGGUGACCGGCGGAGUCUGCAGUUUUCGGACCCUCUGGCGCCUAGAAUCGACGAGCUCGACGAGCCGGGCUCGAGCGAGGAUGAGAUCCUGGUCGGCGAGUCACUCGCGCGGGAGCUUCCUUAUUAUGAAUACGUUAGCAUGGAAGUCGAUUCUCCAUGA
Messenger RNA from Chaetomium fimeti, 954 nucleotides. RefSeq lists its product as uncharacterized. The coding region runs from base 1 to 954 and encodes 317 amino acids. The transcript has a single exon. The record is from RefSeq and is a predicted model, not a curated record. Lineage: Eukaryota; Fungi; Ascomycota; Sordariomycetes; Sordariales; Chaetomiaceae.